Molecule: messenger RNA, 2310 nt
Organism: Elgaria multicarinata webbii
Lineage: Eukaryota; Metazoa; Chordata; Lepidosauria; Squamata; Anguidae
Product: gastrula zinc finger protein XlCGF26.1-like
Exons: 7
Coding region: 134-1960 (608 amino acids)
Biological process (GO): regulation of transcription by RNA polymerase II
Molecular function (GO): DNA-binding transcription factor activity, RNA polymerase II-specific; RNA polymerase II cis-regulatory region sequence-specific DNA binding
Source: RefSeq, a predicted model, not a curated record
GCCUCCAAGCCAGCCAGCCUGUUUUGCUGCUGCUGCUGCUGCUGCUGCAUCCCAGGCUUGGAGGAGGCAGAAAGCAGGAGGACGCCAAGGACACAUUCUCGAUCCUCCCUUCUGUGUGCGGCCAAGUGCAAGGAUGGAGCCAGCUGAGGUUCCAGUCUCCUUUGAGGAGGUGGCCGUACAUUUUGCCAAGCAGGAGUGGGCUCUGCUGGAUCCGGGCCAGAGAGUGCUGUACCGGGAGGUGAUGAUGGACAAUUAUGGGAUGGUGGCCUCUCUGGAAGGGCCUCCAAUUUCUCAGCCUCGCCUCAUCUCCUGGUUGGAAGAGGAACCAUUUCUCCUGGAGUACUUGGCAGGCACUGGGAGAAUAUCCAGGGUGUGUUCCAGAUCCACUCCUCUUUGUGGUGAAACAGAAGGAGCUGUUCGGCCCUCUGCUCAGGCGUUGGUGUCCUUUGAGGAGGUGAGCGUGUCCUUCACCAAGGAGGAGUGGGCUCUGCUGGAUCCAGGCCAAAGGGCGCUGUACAGGGCAGUCAUCCUGGAGAAUUUCGGGAUGGUGGCCGCUCUGGCAGGAGAGGUGCGGGAGGCGGGAAACGAGAGAGGAGCGCAGGACGUGUUGGAGGAAACCGAAAAGUAUCCAGAGGAUGUGUGGAAUCCAGAUGGAAGGCAGAAACAGGAGAGAAACCAAAGAAAUAUGGAGAAAGACAAGCCUGUUCCUUAUCUAGAUGCUGACUUCCAAGAACUUCUUUUCUAUCAAACACAAGGGAGGAAGAACGAGUGUCCUGCUUGCGGGAAGAGAUUGUCAUCUAAGGCAGUCCUUGUUAAACACUGGAAAAUCCACACAGGGGAGAAACCCUUUAAAUGCCUGGAGUGUGGAAAGAACUUCAGUCAGAGUGGAGACCUUACUAAACAUCAAAGAGUCCACACAGGGGAGAAACCAUUUACAUGCCCAGAGUGUGGGAAGAGCUUCAGUCAAAAGACACACCUUGAUAAACAUCACAGAAUCCAUACAGGAGUGAAACCAUUUAAAUGCCAUGAGUGUGGAAAGGGCUUCAUUCAGAAGGCACACCUUGCUAAACAUCGAAGAAUUCACACAGGGGAGAAAUGCCUUGAGAGUGGAAGAAUUAGUUCAUAUCAUAGAAUUCGUGCUGAGGGAAAACCCUUUAAAUGCCUGGAGUGUGGAAAGAGCUUCAUUCAGAGGACAGACCUUGCUAGACAUCAAAGAAUUCACACAAGGGAUAAACCAUUUCAGUGCCUGGAGUGUGGAAGCAGCUUCAGUCGGAGGGAUGCCCUAACUGCACAUGAGAAAACCCACACAGGGCUGAAACCAUUUAAAUGCUUUGAGUGUGGAAAGAACUUCGGUCAGAAGACACACCUUGUUAAACAUCAAAGAAUCCACACAGGGGAGAAACCAUAUAAAUGCCUUGAGUGUGGAAAGGGGUUCAGUCAGAAGACACACCUUGUUAAACAUCAGAGAGUCUACACAGGGGAGAAACCGUUUAAAUGCCAUGAGUGUGGAAAGGCCUUCAGGCAGAGCGGAGACCUUAAUUCCCAUCUCAGAAUUCACACUGGGGAGAAACCAUUUCAGUGCUCAGAGUGUGGAAAAACCUUCAGUCAGAAGACAGACCUUGCUAAACAUCAAAGAAUCCACACGGGGGAGAAACCCUUUCAAUGCUUGGAGUGUAGUAAGACUUUCAGUCAGAGGACACACCUUUCUACACAUCAGAGAAUCCACACUGGGGAGAAACCAUUCAUAUGCCUGGAAUGUGGAAAGACCUUCAAUCAGAGUGGGCACCUUACCUCUCAUCAAAGAAUCCACACAGGGGAGAAACCAUCCAGAUGCCUCGAGUGUGGAACAAACUCCAGCCAGAGCGAACACCUCACCUCCUGCGAUUGCAUCACUGCUGUCUUGCAGAUUGGGCAAGGUGCAUCAGCCAACACUGCGGGCAUCCCUUUUCUUGUCUCCUAACCCUGGGAAAAGCAGGCUCCAAGGUGAUGAGCCUCUUCUUCUUAGAUCUGAGUACUCUGGUAGUGUUGCUAAAUGGUUAGGCCACGUAAGUAAAGGGGGGAAAAACAUUACAUGAUUUUGGCUAACCUACAUUGAACUCUUGGAAGUGAGUUACUCCCACAUCGCACCCUUGGUUGGAAGACGUGUCGCCGACGUUUUUCCUUUUUUAAAUUUUUUAAAUUUGCAAUGACAAAUUUAAAUCCAAUGGUUGACAGGGUUUCCCCCACUUUAUAUACAAAAAAUAUAGGUGGGAAUAGAAUCCAUUGGCUGCUUGGAUAUUUUCGUGAUGAUUCUUCAUAAUAAAAAAUUAU